This is a messenger RNA of Ochlerotatus camptorhynchus, 817 nucleotides long. RefSeq names its product venom allergen 5-like. Bases 2 to 757 code for a protein of 251 amino acids. The transcript is spliced from 2 exons. The record is from RefSeq and is a predicted model, not a curated record. Lineage: Eukaryota; Metazoa; Arthropoda; Insecta; Diptera; Culicidae.
GAUGUCCCGAAAAGCUUUACUCGUCACUGUGGUAGUCCUGCUGCAAGGAUGGCCCAACAACGCCCAGGAAGACUACUGUGACUCGUCGUUGUGCGAUCUGGGAGUACAGAACAUCGGAUGCGGUGCCACGAACGAACUGUCGCCGGAGUGCAACGAGGGUAAGAAGAUUGAUCUGACCGAUGAGUUUAAGAAGGUUAUCCUGGACGAGCACAACAACUACCGCAAUCAGGUGGCCAAGGGAGAGCUUAAGUGGUUGCCGUCUGCUUCCAACAUGGUGGCAAUGGACUGGGACGACGACCUGGCUUACCUGGCGGAGUUGAACGCUGAUCGCUGUGAAUUUGAGCACGACAAGUGCCACAAUACCAAGAAGUACCCGAAUUCCGGACAGAACAUCGCCUCGUGGGGAACUUCCGGGGACUCGUACGAUGUGAAGGAUACGCUCAAGACCAUGGUCCUGGAGUGGUGGGACGAACGUCACUUUGCCAACCCGAAGCUGAUCAAGAAGCUGUGGGGCAAGUACAAGGCUCUGCACUUCACCAUGCUGGUUCGGGCCAACGCUAGCCGAGUUGGAUGUGGAAUGGUUCAGUACAAGAAGGAUGAAUAUUUGUGGGUUCAGCUGAUCUGCAAUUAUUCGUACACCAAUAUGAUCGGAACCAGUGUGUACAAGGAAGGAAAGCCGUGUUCGGAUUGCAAAUCCGGAUGCGAUAGCACCUACGAUGGACUGUGCAGCAAGGACGAAGAAGUUGAUGUGUCAUAAUGACCGUAUCAUGAAGGAAGAAAUUUGUUAUUAUAGCACUGCGAUUUUCUGACAAAUAAA